CAGCGGCAACGGUGGCGGCGGUAGGGGCAGUGGCGGUGGCGGAAACAGCAAGCUACCAACCAAUGCUACUAGCGCCCGGAGCGGUAGUGGCAGUGGAGGUGGCGGAAACAUCGAGCUGAUCGUACCGACAGUCACUGUGGGUGGUGGUGGAGCACGAGCAACUGCUGCUACCAUGGCCGCCACUACGCAGCAGCAACAGCAACACCAAGGCUCCUAUCCCGCCACAAUGCCGUUAAUGACGCUGCCGUUGCAGCAACAGCAACUUCCAACAGCCCAAACGCAAGCGCAGGCUGUGAUGGUACAGCAACCACAACAGCAGCAGCAGCCGCAGCAGCAGCACCAGAACCACCAGCGGCAGCCGCAACAGCAGCAGCAACUUUUCAAAUCAGAACACAACAAAACACUAACGCAGCUGUAGUAGUAAUGGCCCUUGUAAGAAAGAGGGGGUUUGCUGUUUUCUUAUUUUAAUUUUAUUUUCAAAUGUUAGGAAAGUAUCAAAGUCGUGCGCGAAGCACUGGCAACAAGAACACAAUAGAUGUAUGCGUAUUACCGCAAUUAACAGCAGUAUAUCGCACACGGCAUCAUCUUUGUAGAUGUGUGUACACUCAACACUCCCCCACAAAUAGAUGACUGUAUAUAUGAAAACGAAUGUAUACAUAAAAUGGGCAGCGAGAUAUACACACAAAUUUGAAUAUGUGAAUAGGACACGAUCGUAGUAGAUCUUGCGGGGAAACCAUAACCCACAGUUCGCGUGCACACAUCCAGUGAACAUUAGAGAAGGUAGUAACAGUCCCCGCAGUAGCAUCAACAUCGUCGAUCGAUGAUCGUCGAAUCUCUCUACGGUAAGGGAAGGCUAAAAAGGGAGCUGGAUGUAAGAAGCCAGUAAUAAGGUUUUUGUUUUUCGAUGAUUGAUUUCGAUUGUCGUAACGAUGUGAAUGGAGGGAGAAAGGUACGCAAGAGUCGAACAUAUAGUAUGCAUUAUUAGUUAUUAAAAAGAGAGCCGACACCCACAGCCACCAGGCCGUGCUUGUAAAUAUGGAAUACGUCCGCACUUUGUGCGUGCGAGCAUUCAUUCAUUUCGUCGGUGUGGGAUGUGUAUCUUGUAUGAAAUCUACUCUAACCAUCCCUAACCGGUAAUGUGCAAACAAUGACACACUCACGGAUGGAAACAUUACUAAACAGCAUAAUUAUAACGAGUAAUUUUAAUGCGAAAGAAGAAUACACUUCUUUCUAGUUCAGAGACCUCUAGUGUGUGAGUGUGCGUGUUUAGGGUAUGCCACAACAAAGGAAGGAUCCGUUCUGAGCAUCAGUAAUUGUGUAAAUGCAGGCACAAGUUCGUGGGAAUAUAAGGUAAAUCUUGCGACAGAGGUCCCUAUUGAACACACGUCAUUCACCCUGAAGCAGUAAGGCAGCAGUAUGCGCUGUAACAGUGGUGUGCAAUAUGUAAGAAGAGAAUGUUUGACGAAAAGAUAAACGUGAAAAAAACACUAAGCGCCAGAAAGUGGAAGCGGAACUAAAAAAAAAAAUAUAUAUACAUAGAUAUAUAUACAUAAACCAUUAUACAUACCUAUAUCUUUAUAUAUAUACAAAAAAUACAUGAACGCAGGGCAGCAGAAGAAGGUGCGACAAAAACAGCAGAAUCGAUGAACACGCGAUAAUAAUUGGAGGUUGCGAAAGAGCAGGAUAAAACAUUUAAACACAAAUCGAUAUCAAAUAUCGAAUGAAAAAGCGAUACUAAACAAAGCAUAUUUAGUAAAAGAGAGGUGACAACGGUUGCCGCAUUGAUAGAGUAGUCAUUGCUGCUCGAAGAGAAGAAACACCCGGUAGAAACAAUGGCACAAUGGUGGUAGAUAGUGUGUGACCACCACUCCCAGCAACAGUUUCCAUAGUGUUGAACCCAUCCUCAUAAAAUGAAAUCAGCAUUGGAACGAUUUCGUAGUAGAGAAGAACGUAUUCGAAUCGGGCAGAACAAAACAAUCGAUGAUAAGUACUCCAGUAUGAAUGUGCAUGCACCAGGGAAAUUGGGUGCAUAAUCACCCAUUUUCUUUUCAAUACAAGAGGGACAGGUACCAAAACGCAGCGAAAAUCCUCUAAUCUUAACACAUCCGUUUGUUCGAAAAUAGCUAAAGCAAAAUAGUGUGAGAAAUAAAACUCUGAGACUAAUGCAAUGCCAUCGUGGAUCGCGUAGAGCAGCGGUAUGGUGAUGAUAAACGUCAUAUUCGGAACGCUAGAAAGAAUCGUCGCAUAGAAUCAGACUCGAAGACGAAGUUUUUUUUUUUUUGAUGAAAAUUGUCUUCAUUUUCAGUCGAACAUCAUCUCGGAUGGUCUAGUUACUGUGUUUAACCUGCAACCCGCCGUGUGGUUCAUAGAGCUGCAAGGUGGAUGGUGGGCUAGAUUGCAUUUUAAUGACAUCUGCAUAAUGACUUUUUUCUCACCCAACCCAACUAGACCUUGGUGUGUUCCAUUAGGCAGUUUGACGGAAUGAUGGUUGAACAAUUCGAACAGCGUAUUUUCUGCGCUGCUCAAAAUACAGCAUAACAACGCGCGCCAGAACAAGAGACAAUUCAAAUCUCCAAGCGACACAUAGUACAACUUGAUUUAAAACAUGUAAGAUGUAAUAAUAAUAAUAAAAGUGUAGUGAAAAGACACACAAAACAAUCUGCACUCUCAAUGUAAUAUUGUGUCAAGCAGUAGAUAACUGAAGGAGGUUAAUAAUCAGCAUAGAUUUUUGAAUUCCGAAAUCGUCGGAAGAAAAAGCGAAGGACUCCGUUUUGUUGUUGCGUUGUACGAUAGCAUCAAAACGCCAAGAAAUCACAACCAUCGUUUCGCUUAUCACGGAAUCUCUCGCCGUUGUUCACCACUGUGCUGUCAUGUAGCAGGCUUUACUGUUUUGCGUCCAUCGAUGCAUUUGGUCUCGAGAGAGUAUAGAAUUAGUUUCGCUCCGUUUUUGUUUUGCUAUUCGCUAUGUCAUAUGUUGCAUCUUACAUGCAAUAUGCCACACGUACAAAAUCAGAAUGCUAUUCUAGAUCGAACGCCAUAAAAAGACACGCAACCAAAUACAAAAAUAGGACCUUUUACAAGUGCGCAAUCGUCUGAACUCAAUAGAACGCUAAUGAGUAGAGUGAAAAGGAGGAAGUCAAGGAAAGAAGAGUCAAGGGAUUCUAUCUAAUCACGCUUCCAUGUACAAAAUGCGAACAAAAAUCCAAAACAUCAUAAAACCACACGCCACGGGGUACAACAGAGGAUGCGCGAGGGAAUUACAGUAAAGAGAAGCUACCGACUCAGUACGUGAAGGAUGAGUUUUAACAGAAAGAACAUGUGUUUUUGUUUGUGAAAAAGGGGUUCGCUGUGCUACAUUUGCCAUUUUCUCCUCCUGCUAAGUAUGGUCCGCACGGGGUCCAACUGUAAUCCCCAACUAUUUGAUUUGCUUCAGAUUUUUGCUUGUAUAGACUCAACAUGAAUACACAUGAGUCGGUCGGCCAGCUUUUUACUCUUUGUGAAUACGGAAUAAGUUGUUCUCAAUAGUAAGUCGCCACAAUUAAUCAGCAACUAAAUAGAAUAAAGCAAUCAAUCCAUCUAUCUACAUCUAAGCACAACACUACGAACAAAGGAAAUAGUUCAGCUAAAGGGUGGAAUUACAGCCACGCAAUAUACACCCAAAAAACUACACACACGAAACCCAUACGCGCAAUAGAACCAAACAGUCUGCGAAAAGCGUCGAAAUUAUUUGUAUUAAUCCAUUAGCUUCAUCGCGACCUAUCACUUUCUGACAAAUUUAUUCAUAAGCGAAUAGUUCCAUACCACCGGCCGUGGUAGCAGCACCGCGUACACGGCACAGCAAAUACUAAACCGCUCCCACAGCGUGAAGAUUAUAUUUUAAACCAAUAGGAAGCUCUACUGCAGCUAGCAACUUCUAUAUCAUACUUCAAACCAUAGUAACGACUAGUGUGUAUGCGUGUGUUUGAAAUGGCAGCUUUUUGUUAAGAUCAAUCAGUAACGGCAUUGUUUGAAUGUAAUUGAUGAAAACGUGCGUGAAAACUGCAUACAACAUUUGCAAGACGAAUCUUAUCCGCCACCACAAAUGAACAAAGCCUGGAAAAUUCAUAGUUUGUUUUCAUAUUAAUUUGCAUUUCUUUGCCCUCCAACGAUUACUUUGUCGUAACUGCCUACUGCUGCAUUGAGCGCCACGAGUAGAAACUCGAGGUCGUCAAACAUUAAAACGAACAAAGGCUCUGCUGGCUGCGAAAGCAAGUCCCCCCUUCCGUUAUCCGGUCCCGUGGUGGUUGUCACGAACAUACCUAGCAUGCUAAGCCAACAAACUCAACCACGCGAACCAACAAUCCUUUUUCCUGCGCCUUAGGAAGUAUCACUUGUUUGGCGGGAUUACGGGGACGUAACCGGUGUUAGAUGAUUUCGUUUUGUUUUUGUUUUUCUUUUUCUUUUGAUAAGAUAAGUUUCAGAGUUAAGUAUGUAAGCUUCUUUAUUGCUAUUAUUUUGCAAAACUACGAUAAGUUAUCCCGUAUAAGUUUGCUAGUUUAUACUUUCACCCAAUAUUUAGUGUUAGGCACGCGUUUUUUUAUAUAUAUAUUUGGACUACUACACAGUGUUUCUUUUAACUUGUUUCAUAAUUGAUUAAAAGCAAGGUGAAGAGAAGGCGGUCUGUGUCGAAAAAAGGCACGUCGAUGUAAUAAGAGAUUCAUCGGACAAUUAACUUUCAGUUCUAGGCGUAAAUAUACAAAACAAAUUGCUAGCGUAGGGAGAAGAGCACGCUUGUGAGGUUUAGAAUUGGCAAAACACCCGCGCCGUAUGUUUACCAGUAAAGGCAGAAAAACGAUGUUCGUUCACCUUUCAUCUUAGAUGGGGUAUGAACACCGCUUGAUGUACAACGUUAUAUAACGAGAAGAAACAAGACAAGAUUUACUGUGCAAACAUUGUGUUUUUUCGCCUGCAUAUACCCAAAGGCAAGGCAAAACAGCAGCACAAUUAAUCAUCAUAUCGACAAUAUAUGUAAUGGUAUCAUUUACAGCGCAGUUUCAUUUGGUAAGGAUCUGCUGCUAGCGCCCAGAAGAAGCAGCAGCAGCAGCAGAAGUUUAGGGAAAUAUGAAAAUAAGUUUCAAGUGAAAGGUUUUCCACAAACACACCGUUCAGUGAAAGUACCACUCUCUGUUACCCCUAACCGCGCGCGCGAAUUUGAAUGUCCACACUGCUGAAUUGAGAGCAGGCAAGACACAGGAGUCCAUAGGGGGAGGCAGACUGAUGAUUAGAGAGUGGAUGUGAGUGUGUGUAUUGUGAAAUCCCUUUUUUUACUUGUCUUUCCGUUUUGUAAACGCCAUAAUGCAGCUCAUUAGUAGUAGCGCAUCCCAGUCAAGAGAAGGGAAAGAGAAGCAGAAGGGAGAGAGGAGGAUCAGGAAAAACUAGGCGAAAGAACUAUGGAAACAAACGAUCGCGAAGAAACCUUACAAUAGAGAUGGAUUGAAUAUAAAUUAUGAGUUGUUCUAUUUUA
Anopheles aquasalis is the source of this 5503-nucleotide messenger RNA. RefSeq lists its product as uncharacterized. The record is from RefSeq and is a predicted model, not a curated record. NCBI's taxonomy places the organism in Eukaryota, Metazoa, Arthropoda, Insecta, Diptera, Culicidae.